CGCACAAGGUCGUGGGAAAGAGAGCGCGAUCCAGUUUGGAGGCCGAGCAAUCCUUGUAUCUCAGUCUUCUGGAUCGUGUCAAACUGUCUUCCAGGGUAAUAGCCGAUUUCUCCUUCUGCUAGGGUAUGAGUUCCCAGAAAGGUAACAUUCAGCGCACACGCCCUCAGAAGUAUAAGAAUACUAGGGCUUUUCAAAACAACUUGCAUGAUACGUCUAAAGAAAUCAAACGCCUCAACAAUCUGACGUUCGACUUUUUGUGUCCUAGAUGUACAGGUGUUGUGCAAUGGAAAGUAAAAUACAAAAAGUAUCAUCAAUUAGCAAACCCUAGGGUUUGUGUGAAGUGUAACGGGAAGGCUGUAAAGCAAGCCUACCAUACAAUCUGUACAGAUUGUUCAAGUGCUUUGAAAAUCUGCUCCAAGUGUGGAAAAUCGGAUGGAUCGAUUACCUUUGGUGCCACAGAAAAUCAAGAAAAUAUUAACCAACAAUUUACUGACGCUCUGAAAAAUGUUCGUGAGAGAGAACGCCGUAAGUUAUUUUUAAGAUGUACCAGGACGUUUUUGUUCGAGCGUUGGGUUUUAUAUGUGCUGUUCGUUACUAAAUCCUUGCAAAAACGGUAAUCGUAACAAAGCUUCCCAGUUAGUUCAUACAAAUAGGAAAACUGGAGCUAGAAAAUACCUAUCACUAUCGUAUUACAUUUCAGUUACUUUUUAUUUUCCUACAAUCUGCUUUUGGACUGUGUUUUGUUUAGAAUAAAGUACAAGUAACAGAUAUUGAUUCUCUUGAACGGGAAAUAGUGGUUUGGGUGAUUUUUGCGAACAAUAUACAAUACUAUAUUCUCAAGAGUAUCUAGACAUGUGAAUAGUCACUAGAACCAUUUCCAAACAGCCUGAAUGGAACAUCAAAAUAGGCCCCCAACUCUAAUUGAAGUCCAAAAAGCUAUAGCUAGUCUGAAACAAGAAAUAGCAGCUGGUCCAGAAGUCUUUAGUGAUGGUGGUACAGUUUAAGCGAUUAGGUUGACUAAUAUUUCAGCUAGAAUCUCAGAACUGGUCGCAAUCACUGAUCGUCCUAAUGUAUAAGAAAGGAUCAAAAUCAUCCUGUGAUAGCCAUAGAGGGAUUAGCUUGACUAAUAUAGCAUCUAAAGAACGAGCAUCAAUAAUUAUCUGACGUUUAACAAACUCAUGAAGUAUAAAUACGCGAAAACUAGGUUGACUUCAGACAUGGUCGUGGCUGCAUCGACUACAUAUUCGCCAUUCGUCUGACAGUGAUGGUUUUCUUGACUUAAAAGCAGCAUUCUAAUCUGUUGGCCGGGAGAUUCUAUGGUAAUGUCUGACAUUGGAAGACAUACCUCAGAAGUACGUAAACCUUGUGAAGGCUCUUUACUCCAACACUACCAGUCGAGUCAGCGCUUAUGGCGGAGUGUGUCAUCUGAUUUCGCAACAUCGAGUGGUGUCUGGUAAGGCUUCUCUCAUUUCUGUUUUCGGUCACUUUCAUCAUAGACCUACUGCUGGAAAUAACGUCGUCGACUGAAUUUUCGGGAAUUGAUCUCCUACCAGGGGGUCCACUUAUUGACUUAGAAUACGCAGACGUAGUUCUGUUUGGUGAGGACGCUGAUAAAAUGAAGAACCUUUUGGUAGCAUUGGACGACAAUGUCAGGAUGUUUGGGAUGCGUUUCUCCUUUUCUAAAUGCAAAUUGUUGCUUCAGAACAAGCCUGCAUCAACACCUGAACUAAGGAUAGGGAGUGAAGUAGUCGAACGCGUCGACAACUUCACUUAUCUUGGAAGUUUGAUCAACCCUAAUGGGUUGGUGUCUGAUGAAAUUUCUACACGGGUUCAAAAAGCUCGUUUGGCUUUUGCCAACUUACGUCACCUAUGGUGAAGGCGAGAUAUCCGUCUAUCAAUUAAGGGACGAGUAUACUGCGCAGCAAUUCGUUCUGUUCUACUUUACGGUCGCGAAACAAGAUUGUUAAGGGUAGGGGAUACUCGUAAAUUACUAGUUGAUUACAAAUAUCUUAGAAAUAUUGCUUGCAUCUGCUGGGAUCACUGGGUAAGUAAUGGUGAGGUUAGACUCAGGGUAUUAGGGAAGGAUGGUAAAUCAGUUAGUGAGGUUGUAAAUCAUCAUCGACUGAGAUGGUUGGGCCACGCGUUACGUAUGCCUGAACAUCGAUUACAACGACGCGCAAUGAUGAUUAGUGUUGGAGACGGAUGGAAGUUAGGAGAGGCCAAACCAAAGCGUGGCAUCAGUCCAUAAAGUCACUAACUUCUGGUCUGAGCCAUGUUGUUAGAUGCAGACUACUUGGUUUGGGUCCAUGCAAUUAUCGUAAUCAGUGGUUGGAGACCGAGUGAUAUGGCUCAAAGUCGAUCACAAUGGCGGAGGUAUAUACACACUUCGUUUUCCCUUAAAACGUGAAAUUAAUGAGGUAUGGGAUCUUGGACCGAUGCAUAUACGUGCGUGGUCCUACGUUGUAAAUGACUGGCACUAGCAAAUACAUUUACAACCAUGUGGAAAUCGCCGGAUUAAAACUUCAUCAUGGAGCUGGCGAUAAUUACUGAGUUUCGUGACUGAUGUCAUUUGUUACCUGCAACAUAAUGGGUUUUCUUGAGUAAUCGACGUAACGUAAAUUAUUGUACACUUUAUUAUAUGUAGAUUAUAACAAUCAUUGCAGUCUAUAUUUUCUAUCUCUAGUAUUUUAAUCAGCCUUAAUAUAUUUUAGAAGCUGAUCCAACCAAUAAAUCAGAUCCACCACUUUGAAAACUUUAGGACAAAUAACCUUACUUUUAGACAGGUGUCUCUCCCAACUAAACAUGUCACAGAUUUAAUCUAAUGAUUGUUCAGAUGCUUGUCCGUCUGAUGACUGCUCUUUACUAGUUAGUAUUUUGAACAGAAUUAGGAAUAAUUUAUAUUUUUGAAACAUGUGAAUUAUCUCUAGGUGCUCUUCUCCGUUUGACCCAGUCCAAUAAAAGACCAGUUGAGUCAGGUGAAGAAUUUCAUCUAGACAGUCUGAAUAAAUUAAUUGUGGAGGAACUAUCGGAUAUCAAAUUUGAUGACGACAAAUAUGAAUCAGAUGAUUAUAGAUCCAGUUAGCGAGAUCGCAUUAAAAUGUACUUGUUGCAAAUUUCAUAAAUCAGAUUACUUUCAAACUA
This is a messenger RNA of Schistosoma spindalis, 3141 nucleotides long. Lineage: Eukaryota; Metazoa; Platyhelminthes; Trematoda; Strigeidida; Schistosomatidae. The record is from the annotation of a GenBank genome assembly.